This is a messenger RNA of Miscanthus lutarioriparius, 474 nucleotides long. The record is from the annotation of a GenBank genome assembly. NCBI's taxonomy places the organism in Eukaryota, Viridiplantae, Streptophyta, Magnoliopsida, Poales, Poaceae.
AUGGCGCCGGCGUGGUAUUCCUCCUGCAACAUUGUCACAUGCCGGCCAAAGAGAUUGUUUAUUAUAGUGAACCCUUAUGGCGGAAAGGGGAGUGGACAGAGUAUUUUCCAGAAUGAAGUCCUCCCUCUCACUGAAGCUGCUGGUGUGCUUUAUACGAUGCAAGAAACCAAGCAUCGCCUUCAUGCUCAAGAGAUUGCACAUUCACUUGAUCUUAGGAAGCAGACAUUUCACGCACUACAAUGUGCAACGGGUACUGGAAAUGGAAUGGCACGAUCUCUAUUGCAUGCUGCUGGUGAACCAUUCUGUAUAUCUAAUGCCGGGUUUGCAAUCAUCGGAGGGAAGCCGGGAAAGACAAGGUUCUUUAGUGUCCUGAUGCUUACACGGGGUCUGGUGGCUGAUAUUGAUAUUGGAUCAGAGAAGUAUAGGUGGAUGGGAAGUGCUUGCCUUGAAUAUUAUGUAUACUUUCUACCCUAA